Molecule: messenger RNA, 1473 nt
Organism: Phyllotreta striolata
Lineage: Eukaryota; Metazoa; Arthropoda; Insecta; Coleoptera; Chrysomelidae
Source: the annotation of a GenBank genome assembly
CGACGCGCUCAUUCCUCCACGGAUCCGACUUCCGAACGACCGUCCACGGGGAGAGAGAGCACCGCCGAGGUUGUAGAUUCCUUCCGUUUGCGGCACUAUCUCCGGCUAAGUCAUGAAGUACUCUUGGCUGAUUCUGGCGUCGAGCGUCGUGCUGGUGCUACUCGACGUCGUGCCGAUUAGUGAUUGUUCGCCGUACGUCGACGAUGAGGAAAGCUAUCAACCGAGCGAAGACGAUUACACCGACAACGCUAUCGAUCGUCUGCUCCAAUCUGCUCAGAAACGUUCGUUAAUUUACCUUUUCAGACGAGCCUGUAUCAGACGGGGCGGAAACUGCGACCACAGGCCCAACGACUGUUGCUACAACAGCUCCUGCAGGUGCAACCUGUGGGGCUCCAACUGCAGAUGCCAGCGCAUGGGCCUCUUCCAGAAAUGGGGUUAAUCAGACCCGUUCAGGAACCGACCCAUACGACACCCGUGAGACAAUAACAGGAUUCACCGUUAACCAUAUUAGUUGCAGUAAAUAGAGUCAAUUCAAUUUAGUGUUGAUCAUAUCAAAUUGGAGGUCAUAUUAGUUUGAGGCGUCAAUUAGAAAGCUUGUUUGAACUAAUUGGUACUAUUUAAUCGUACGAUGUAAGUAAAUUUGUUUUGUUAAAUUAAUUGAUUUAAUUGAUCAAUUUCUACGUUUUUGAUAAAUGGAUAAUUAGGGGUUUUUGAAUAAACAUAUCGGUAAAAAUCCUGUUAUUAUUUCAUCAGGAUCAUUUUUCUAAAGAUAAGGAUCAAGGACUUCGAAUCCUUCACCACCGGCUUUGUGUGCAGUUAACCGUUUGAUUUCCUUUAGUCGAAAAAAACUGUUUUUUCUUUUCAAAGGAAAAAAAAUAAACGAAGUUCGGUGGUGAUUUUUCGAAAUUUUUGAUCCAGACCGGCGCGCGAAUUUGGUCAAACGACUGUUAAUAUUUCUGUUGUUUUAAUGAUGUUAAUAUCCUCUAAACUGAAAGGACCUGAGUUACGAAAAAUUGGAAAACUUAUUUAAUCUAAUUAAGUUAAUUAAAUUAGGAGUUAAAGCGUUCAUUUCGAGCUGUCACCUCGACGGGAACGAAGUGAAGUUCAUCGGACGUUUGCCGAAGUUCGAACGGAAGCGCCUCGAUGAAUUUCUUCGAUUUAUUUGUUCUGUAAAUCAGCCCGUUUUUUUCUUGGAUUUAAUCAACAGGUUAAUUAAAUCGGCUGCGCACCCACCGAGGGUUUAUCCAGCCACAUCUUCGGUAGGUCUGCAUGCCCGAUUCGACGAAACGCUUUCGUUAAUUAUAUAUGACUAAUUAAAUGUGUAAUUAUGUAAUUUAUGUAUAGAUGUGAUAAUUAUGAUGUCAUUAAAAAUAGCGUUAAAACGAUUAUUUAUGAUAUUUAUAUAAAUGUGUGUAAGAUGGGUACAACAUUCACGAUUCACAAAUUCUGUCAAUAUUAAAUAUAUUAAUUGGC